This is a messenger RNA of Oryzias latipes (Japanese medaka), 3639 nucleotides long. Its product is annotated as kinesin-associated protein 3. Lineage: Eukaryota; Metazoa; Chordata; Actinopteri; Beloniformes; Adrianichthyidae. Gene Ontology annotation, cellular component: ciliary transition zone; axoneme; kinesin II complex. Gene Ontology annotation, biological process: microtubule-based movement; cilium organization. The record is from RefSeq and is a predicted model, not a curated record. Gene Ontology annotation, molecular function: kinesin binding.
ACCAUUUGCCCACCGACGGCUAACCCUCUAGCUUUGUAUUAUUGUAUUAACUGCCGCUAUCAUUGACAGUCUGUGACGGGCAACCGCUGUGAUUUCGGAGUAAGCUCAAUCAGAUGUGAUACAACUAUAGAAAUAAUAAAAGGGUAAAUUAACAUUUACAAGAAAAUGCAGGAAGACACGCGCUGCCUCAAACGCAAAGUGACGUUAGGGAGUCUGGAUGUCCAUCCCACAGAGAAGGCUCUGGUUGUUCACUACGAGGUUCAGGCUGCUGUCUUAGGAGGUGGUGGAGGUCCUGUGCUUGGUGAACGCAAAGAAGGACAAAAAAUAAUCCGUUUGAAGAGCCUCUCUCCUACCACAGAUGUGGCAGCGUUGGCUAAGAAAGUGGUGGAGGAGUGCAAACUCCUCCCUGCCUCCCGUUUGCCACAAGUGGAGCAGCUCCUCUACUACCUGCAGAACAGAAAGUCCUCCCCGGUGGAGGGUAAAGUGGAAAGGAAAGAGAAAAGACAAGUGAAGCCCAAAGAUCUGACACCAUUUGAAGGACUGGAGUUAAAUGAAGAAGCUAGUAUAACUAAAAUAGAUGAGUACGUGGAGCUGCUCUAUGAAGGCAUCCCAGAAAAGAUCCGAGCAUCUGCUCUCAUUCUGCAGCUGGCCCGUAACCCCGACAACCUGGAGGAACUCCUGCACAAUGAAGCAGCUCUUGGCGCCCUGGCUAGAAUCCUGAGAGAAGACUGGAAACAGAGUGUGGACCUGGCAACCAUUAUCAUUUACAUCUUUUUCUGCUUCUCCAGUUUCUCACAGUUUCACGCUGUAGUGAGUCACCAUAAAAUUGGAGCGCUGUGCAUGAGUGUGCUGGAUCAUGAGAUAAAGAGACACGAUGUUUGGUGCGAGGAGCUGCGCAAGAAAAACAAGGCUUGUGAAUCAGCUCCAGAAAACGGCUCUCUGAGAAGAGAUCAGGACAAAGUUCUGAAAAAGUACCAAAGCCUGCUGACUAAGCAGGAGGAGCUGCUCAGAGUCUCUCUUUAUCUUUUGCUGAACCUUGCUGAGGACACAAGGACAGAACUGAAGAUGAGAAAUAAAAACAUAGUUGGACUGCUGGUCAAACUUCUUGAACGCAACGACGAGGAGCUGCUGGUGCUGGUGGUUUCAUUCCUGAAAAAACUGUCCAUCUUUCUGGAAAACAAAACUGACAUGGCGGAGGUGGAUACUGUGGAGAAGUUGGGGCGUCUCGUUCCGUGUGAGCAUGAGGACCUGCUGAACUUAACUCUGCGGUUGCUGUUCAACCUCUCUUUUGACUCGGGACUUAAAGCCAAGAUGGUGGAAGUUGGGUUGUUACCUAAACUGACUGCAUUGUUGGGAGACGAGAACAACCGUGCAGUCAUCAUGCGGAUCCUGUACCACAUUAGCAUGGAAGAGCGCUUCAGGGGCAUGUUUGCUUACACCGACUGUGUGCCUCAGCUAAUGCAAAGGCUGUACGAGCACGGCAAAGAGGACAUGGAAGUUGAACUCAUUUCUCUCCUCAUCAACCUGGCUGCAAACAAGAAGAACGCUCAACUCAUGUGUGAAGGAAAUGGACUGAAGAUGCUCAUGAAGAGAGCUCUCAAGACCAAAGCCUGCCUUCUGAUGAAGAUGAUCAGAAACAUCUCACAGCAUGAUGGUCCUACAAAAGUUUUAUUCAUAGAUUUUGUGGGCGACCUCGCAGCAGAAAUUCAGGCAGAGGAAGAGGAGGAAUGGGUUCUGGAGUGUCUGGGGACCCUAGCAAACCUCACCAUUCCAGACCUGGACUGGGAGUUGGUAUUGAAGGAGUACAACCUGGUACCUUACCUCAAAGACCAACUCAAACCAGGCUCUGCCGAGGGCGACCUCACCCUGGAAGUGGUCAUAAUGAUUGGAACUGUCUCCAUGGACCACGCUUGCGCCGUCAUGCUGGCUAAAUCUGGCAUAAUUCCAGCUCUUAUUGAGCUGCUAAAUGCCCAGCAGGAGGAUGACGAGUUUGUGUGUCAGAUUGUUUACGUCUUCUAUCAGAUGGUGUUUCAUCAGGCCACCCGUGAUGUCAUCAUCAAAGAAACCCAAGCUCCAGCUUACCUGAUUGAUCUGAUGCAUGACAAGAAUGCCGAGAUCAGAAAAGUGUGUGACAACACUCUGGACAUCAUCGCUGAGUACGAUGAGGAAUGGGGAAGGAAGAUUCAGUCAGAGAAGUUCCGUUUCCACAACAACCAAUGGUUGGAGAUGGUUGAGAGCCGCCAGGCGGAUGAGCCUGAACCAUAUCUGUAUGAUAAUGAGAGGACUGAUCUGUUCUACAGCGCAGAUGGAAUAAUUCCAGCAGAUGUUUCAGUCAGUCCAGAUUUAUUCAAUCCUUUUCAGCCUCAGAAUGGAGACUCUCACCUUACAAGAGAUGUGAGUGAUGUGUUCGAUCAGACCAGCUCAUCGCCUGGACGACCAGCCACCGCCUAUGGCUUCAGACCUGACGAACAGCCGCUCUACUUGUAACAAUCAACUCUCAUCCUGGCAUCAUUUCCCAGCAACCAUUCCGUCUGCCGGGCAUUUUACUUCCCUAACUUCAAAUGUCUGACUGAACAAAUAAAAACUGCAUGCAAAACACAUUUAGGAGAGUCAUGCAAUCGAUACUUCCACUUUUAUUUAUUCAAAGUAAUACAUUUUUUUUAAUGUGACAGUAAUGGAUUAAAAUUAGUUUUUGCCUUCCAAUGAUCUUAUCCCUUGUGCAAUCCUAUGGAGUCAAAAUGACCAUUGACAUUUUGUUCCUACCAUGAUAAAGGUGGAGAGGAUUUCAUGUAAUCCUCUCCACCUUUUGUGAAGAUCACAAAUCAUUGAAGAAAAAGGUUCAGCACACUGUCUAGUGGGUCUAGAUGACCCCACUCUCAUUGUUAAAGUGCCUAGGAUAGCACAAGGGUUAAAUAGUGUAAAUAAUUCUGGUAUAGUGGGGCUUUCUGGAAAUAUUUUGCUUGGUUUCAAUGUGUUUACAUUAUAUUUAUAUUCAAAACAAAAUGUUGUACUUUUGCACACAAGAAAAACAGUAGCGUGCAGAAGUUGUUGUCUCUUGUAAAGUGAAAAUGCUUAGAAAAACAUUGAAAAGUGAUGCUCUUUUACUCUUGUAGUGUCCCAAUCAAUGACUUUGUCCAGACUUUGUUACUGUGUCCAUUCAUAGCUGUAUUAUAUGUUUUUAGUGUAAAAAUAAACAUGUUUCCAUUAAGCACAGAGGAGACGAAGCAUUUCUGUCCAAAUACUCAUCAUGUUGUCACCACAGGUUUGCACUGUUCUUUAUUUACUUUACCAGUGGUUAGAUCUUGUUUGGUUUGCAUGUUUUUGCUUUAUAUUUCAAGCAAGAUGUUGAACUUAUUUAUAAAAAUGCAGUAGACUGUUUAUUUCAAGUACAACUCAAUGACAAUGUCCUUUAAAGUUUGUGAAAAAGCAAUGUAUAAAAUAUUGUUGGUCUCUUGGAAAAGCUUCUAACCCGUAGAAAAGGGUGUUUAUUUUAAAACUACAACUGUGGUUAGGCUGUUUGGCAGAACAAUAACAUUUACAUGCUGUAUUCCAUUUGUGCACAUUUUUACCUUUUUUUUCUGCACAUAUUCCUGUAUUCUCUUCAUAAAGAUGUAAAUAAAGGAAAAAUUUUGGAGUAGA